Messenger RNA from Pseudophryne corroboree (corroboree frog), 3890 nucleotides. It is a transcript of the gene SNX25, whose product is annotated as sorting nexin 25. Gene Ontology annotation, cellular component: endosome. Gene Ontology annotation, molecular function: phosphatidylinositol binding. The record is from RefSeq and is a predicted model, not a curated record. Lineage: Eukaryota; Metazoa; Chordata; Amphibia; Anura; Myobatrachidae.
ACACACACACACACACACACACACACACAGUGCCUCCUCCUCACAGCGGGGCUGGGCGGGGAGAGGCUGGAGAACGGCUGACAGACACGGGGCUUAGGGAGGAGACUGCUGCUGCUGCUGGGGAGAGUGAGCGAAGGAGAAGCCGGCUCGGAGCUGCAGCAGCCGCCGCCGCCAGUGGGAGAUGAGCCGCUCGGCCGCGGCGGGGGAUGGUGGAGCGCUAUGAAUGUGAAUGGGAGCCAUGGCGCCGCCGGCGGGGCAGAGGAGCCGGGCAGUGACCCGGGCGGUGACAUGGAGCCCGGCUUGGUGAAUCAUGCCAUCUGCAGGAGGAGGGGAGGACCGGGCAUCCCUCCCCCGUGCACGCAGCUCAUCCUCGGGCCACACUGCUGCGCUGAGGACGCUAAGAAGGCAGCAUGGAGCCGGUGCUCACAGAACAGCGCGGACCAGAGCUCAGCGCCCCGCUGCCCCCAGUCUCCGUCCUCUCGCCUCAUGCUGGCCGCCGUCUUCGGGCUGCUGCUCCUGUCACUACUACACCUGGGGCAGCAGCAGGCCGGGCAGGGCGGCGGGGCGUCUGGGGGGGAGCUGCGGCUCACUUCCCUGCUGCUGCGCUGCGCCGUCUACAUGGGAUGCGCUCUGUGCGCUCUGCUGCUCGGCUCCCUCUGCGCCCUGCACUGCUCCGGCCGCCCCACUGCCCUGCCGGACUUCACCCGAGCCAGGACCACGGGACAGAUUUUGCAUUCGGUGAAUUUGCAUGAACCCAUCCAGCUGAGGCGAGUGGUUUUAUGUCACAGCAUGGAUAAAGCUCUAAAGGAAGUGUUUGACUACAGCUACCGGGACUAUAUUCUAUCAUGGUAUGGAGAUCUAAGCAAGGAUGACGGUCAGCUUUACCAUCUGCUUUCUGAUGACUUCUGGGAUUUGGCCAGACAAGUGCGCAGCCGGCUUGCUCACAUUGAUAUUGUAAGAGUGGUCUGCAACGAUGUGGUGAAAAAUCUGCUUACACACUUCUGUGACCUCAAGGCUGCAAACACUAGACAGGAUGAACAGCCAAGACCCUUUGCCCUUCAUCCCUGCUUAAGAAACACAGAGGAAGAGCUGCGGUACCUGCAGAAGUGUGCACAGGUGCUAGUUCUCUGCUUGGUGCCCACUCGGGAUGCCCAGUCUCACAGCUUACGCAUAGUUCUUUCUGAAAUACUUGCCACUAAGGUGCUGAAGCCCUUGGUGGAGCUGCUGAGUGAUCCGGAUUAUAUUAAUCAGAUGCUGCUCAGCCAGCUGGAAUACAGGGAGCAGGUGAAUGAACGUCACAAGAAGACCUAUACAUAUGCCCCAUCUUAUGAGGAAUUCAUCAAACUGAUCACAAACAGCUCUGACAUUGAGUUCCUGAAACAGCUAAGGUAUCAGAUUGUUGUUGAAAUAAUUCAAGCAACUACAAUCGGAAGCUUUCCACAGAUGAAAAGACAAAAAGAUCCCAAGGGUAAAGAGACAGCAGCCAUGAAAGCAGACCUCCUGAGGGCGCGUAAUAUGAAGAGGUACAUCAAUCAGCUGACUGUGGCCAAAAAGCAGUGUGAGAAAAGAAUCAAACUCCUUGGUGGUCCAGCUUACGACCAGCAAGAUGAUGGAACAGCAGACGAUUCAGAUUGUCCCCAAAACCAGAAGAUUAUUCAGUUUGAUGACAUUUUGGCUAAUCCGUCAUUCAGAGAUCAUUUUAGAACGUACAUGGAGAAGAUUGAUAAGAGGGUUCUAAUCAGCUUCUGGGAGUCUGUGGAAUACUUGAAGAAUGCAAACAAGUCUGAAAUACCUCAAUUAGUUGGUGAAAUUUACCAGAACUACUUUGUGGAGAGCAGAGAAAUCCAAGUAGAGAAAGCACUUUAUAAAGAAAUCCAGCAGAGUCUUGUUGGGAACAAGGGGAUUGAGGUGUUCAACAAGAUUCAGGCUGAUGUGUAUGAGAUGCUGAAGGACCGGUUCUACCCCUCAUUCAUCGUUAGUGAUUUGUAUGACCAGCUGAUUCGGAAAGAAGACAAGUUCUCCUGCUUAUGUGUCUCGGACGAUAAAGAUGAAUCAUUGCAGGUGUGUGAAGGUGGAGAAGAGCUGCUGGGCGAAUGCACUAGUGGGAUCACUGAGCAGGCCAGCUAUGCGGUCAACAAACUGCGCCAGCUCACAGAGAAACUGGACUAUAAGAGACAAGCGCUCAGCUCCAUUAUAAAUGCUCCAAAACCUGACAAAAAGAUUAUUUUGAAGCUGAAGGAUGAAAUUACGCUGAUGGAGAAAGAGCAAAGUGAUCUCGAUCUCCACAUUUCUCGGACGGAUGUUUGGUGUGAGAACCUAGGCAUGUGGCGGGCUCUUAUCAACAUUAGUGAGGUGUCUGAGGAGAAUGGAGAACAGAUGCCACUGUAUUUUGUACUUGUGAGUUUGCCGGAUUCUGGUGAUUCAGAUAAUAAGAACUGGACUGUACUAAGGAGGUUAAGUGAAUUUCAGAAUCUACACCGGAAGCUGAGUGAGUGUUUCCCUUCUCUGAAGAAAGUACAGUUGCCUUCUGUCAGUAAGCUGCCCUUCAAGUCUGUGGAUCAGAAAUUCCUGGAGAAGUCCAAACUCCUAUUAAAUAACUUCCUGCAGAAGCUGCUGUCUGAUGAAAGACUGUAUCAGAGUGAGGUGCUUUAUGCCUUUCUGAGCCCAUCUCCUGCACACCUCAAAGUCAUUGAUGUCCAGGGCAAAAAAUCUUCGUUCUCACUCUCCUCAUUUUUGGAAAGACUUCCUGGAGAUUUCUUUUCCCACCAAGAGGAUGAAGCUGAGGAAGAUGGUGACUUAUCUGACUAUGGGGAUGAUAUGGAUGGGAAAAAAGAUGCCUUGGCUGAGCCGUGCUUCAUGCUUAUUGUGGAGAUAUUCGAGCUGCGGGGAAUGUUUAAGUGGGUGAGGAAGACACUGAUUGCACUGGUACAAAUCACAUUUGGAAGAACCAUAAACAAACAGAUCCGCGACACAGUCAAUUGGAUUUUCAGUGAGCAGAUGCUGGUUUACUAUAUGAAUGUCUUCAGAGAUGCCUUCUGGCCAAAUGGAAAAUUAGCACCUCCAAAAACCUCAAGAACCGAGCUACAGUGUCAGGAAACAAAACAGAGAGCGCAGCAGAAACUACUUGAAAACAUCCCCGAUGCACUUCAAAACUUGGUUGGACAACAGAAUGCACGUCAUGGUAUAAUUAAAAUAUUUAAUGCACUCCAAGAAAACAAAGCCAAUAAACAUCUACUUUAUGUGCUGAUGGAAGUGCUUCUUGUAGAACUAUGUCCAGAAGUGAGGACUCAUUUAGAGCAGCAGAAAGCUGGCACAGCCUGUGACAGCACAAAGUGAACCACUACUUCUAAUGUCUGUUUAACAAUAGACAUGUUAAUUAUUUUCCUCUUUUCCAUAGAGGGCUGACUGAGAACUACGUAAUCUCCCGUGUCCUUUUUUUUCUUUUUUCUUUUUUUCUUCUUCUUUAUUUUAUGUGACAUUUACAGAUUGGGGAGGCCCUGCCUGUAGUAAGUGUAGAGAUAAGAAGAUAAUGCUGCACUGUUAUCAGUUUUAUUUAAAAUGUUCUUGGUUACUGUUCUCUCUAGAAUAUGACCUACAAUGUUAAUGUACUGUAAGGACAGGGGGCAUCUUUUAACCAGUUCAGUGAUGUGUGGGGCUGUUAAGACGCUGGACGUACAUGAUGCUGAUAAGAGACUGAAUGUUGUACAGAUCAUUUCCUCAUUGAGGAUCCUGAACAUUCCUUUAUUUCCGGUGUAUUGAAGAAUGUUUUGUGCAAUACUUUAUGUAAUGUUAUUGUGAAUAUUUUAUUCUUUAUUGCUUUUAUUUUUACCAAAGACUGCCCAUUAUUUAAACUAUUUGUAAGCAAUAAAUAAAAAAAAAGAACUAACUAA